AUGUUUAUUGAUGGUAUGUCUAUUGUUGAUAAACAUUGUCAAGAAACAACAUUAGAUCAAAAUGUUUGUAUAAAAAUGGCACUUUUACGUAUAUGGUCGACUAUUUGUGAACGAAAAAAUACUGCAAUUAUUACUUGUGAUGAUCAACUUCAAUAUUUCAGUGAAUGUGUUAAAAUGUUAUCUGCUGAAUAUGAUCAUAUUUAUGAACACAAAAUGAAAACGAAAUUCGUAUCUAUUCAUGAAACGCCAUUAGGAAAAACUUUUCUUCAACAAACAUCAAAGGAUCAAAAUCAUUUCUCAUAUGAUCUAAUUACGAUUAAUGACGUUAUACAAAAUAUAAAUGUUGACAAUGAUCAAUCACCUUCGUUGACAAUUUAUUCGUUAAAAGAUAAACUAAAUGAUGCAAGCAACAACAAUCUAUCUGAUCAAAAAUUAUUGCUUAAUCCUCAUUCAUCGGAAUUAUUAACUAUAUGGACAGAAUUUUAUGAAAAAGAAAAGGCAUUACAAGCAGAUAAAAUUUUUCAUCCACAUACUUUUAUUUUACUUGAUCAAUUUACACCAUUGACUUUAGGUGUUCUUAUUGGUGUUUAUCAAAUGUCCAUGUUUUUUGAAGAUAUUAUUCGUGAAAAUAUCUUUCAAUUAAAUGAUUAA
Molecule: messenger RNA, 651 nt
Organism: Rotaria sp. Silwood1
Lineage: Eukaryota; Metazoa; Rotifera; Eurotatoria; Philodinida; Philodinidae
Source: the annotation of a GenBank genome assembly